AUGCACUAAUAAUCUGUUCCAAUUACAAGAUUAUAAAGAGAGUAUCGUUUAAAACCACUUGAAUUUUCAUCUCCUCAAAAAGAAAAUAUUUAAAGAAUAGUUUCUAGAUAUCCUGAAAGUGCUGAUUAUAACAGCAAUAGUGGUAAAUACUAGACUAAUCUAUCAUUGCCUGCACUACCUCCUUUAAAAAAGAUGAACAAAAUAGAGUAGACAAUUUCAAUCUAUAAGGGUAAGGCUAAUCGUUUGCCAUCUAUAUAAUUUACUUCAAGUGAGUAGUAAUUAUAAAGAAAAAAGUAAAUUUAAGAAAUCGAUGGAAUGAGAAAAUCAAUAACACCAGAGAAAAGAUUGGGAAAGAGAAAUUCCUUAUUGUUUGCCAUGAGAACUAAGGCUGGUUGUUAGCCAAAUAAGGCUACAAAAAUUAAUUAAGAUGCUGCAAUAGUAUGUCCAAAAAAUGUAGAAAGUGUUGGAUAUAAGUUGUUUGCAGUGUGUGAUGGCCAUGGAUUAAAUGGACAUAUGGUUUCAAAUUAAAUCAAAUAGCAAUUGCCUAAACAUUUGGGUAGAUUAUUAAAGGAUGCAGAGAACAUAGAGAAUCAAAUUCAAAAAGCAUUUACAAUAACUAAUAGAGAACUUUGGAACUCUGAAAUUGACACCAAUCUUUCAGGUUCAACUACAGUAUCAUUAUUGAUAACUAAGGACAUUAUUUACUCAGCAAAUGUAGGUGACUCAAGGGCAAUAAUGUGUAGAUUUGAUGACGGUUGGAAAGUAGUUCCUUUGAGCAGAGAUCAUAAACCAGAUGAUUCAGAAGAGAAAAAAAAAAUAUUGGAGGCAGGAGGAAGAGUAGAAUAAUAAAAAGGUUUAUUACUAAUUAAAUUAAUAGAUUUGUAUGGAAACCCAAUAGGACCAUUUCGAGUGUGGCUUUCGUAUAUUUAAGCUCCAGGAUUGGCAAUGAGUAGGUCACUUGGAGACAAAGUAGGGGCUUAAGCAGGAGUAACUGCAGAACCAGAAAUUAAACAGUAUACUAUAACUGGAUAGGAUCAUUUUAUUGUGGUGGCAUCGGAUGGGGUGUGGGAAUACUUAAGCAAUGAAGAGGUCAUGAGUAUUGUUAUUCCUUAUUUGGAAAAAGACAAUCCAGAAUAAGCAGCAGAACGUAUAAUAAUAGAAGCAACCUAAGCAUGGAGAAGAAAUAGUUUAGCUAGAGACGACAUUACUUGUAUAGUUAUAUUCUUAUAAAAGUGA
Paramecium tetraurelia is the source of this 1236-nucleotide messenger RNA. RefSeq lists its product as uncharacterized. Lineage: Eukaryota; Ciliophora; Oligohymenophorea; Peniculida; Parameciidae. The record is from RefSeq and is a predicted model, not a curated record. Gene Ontology annotation, biological process: protein dephosphorylation. Gene Ontology annotation, molecular function: protein serine/threonine phosphatase activity. The transcript is spliced from 5 exons.